Messenger RNA from Hirsutella rhossiliensis, 1809 nucleotides. Its product is annotated as ABC transporter transmembrane domain-containing protein. NCBI's taxonomy places the organism in Eukaryota, Fungi, Ascomycota, Sordariomycetes, Hypocreales, Ophiocordycipitaceae. The record is from RefSeq and is a predicted model, not a curated record. The transcript has a single exon. Gene Ontology annotation, molecular function: ATP hydrolysis activity; ATP binding; ABC-type oligopeptide transporter activity. Gene Ontology annotation, cellular component: membrane. Gene Ontology annotation, biological process: transmembrane transport. Bases 1 to 1809 code for a protein of 602 amino acids.
AUGUCGAUUCCGUUUUCCGUCGGCCGAAUCCUCGAUCUUGCCACCAAAGGUGAAGCCGAUGACAUUCGCCUUUUUGGCCUCACGCUGAACCAGUUCUUCGCUGGUCUGGCUGCAAUCCUAACCCUGGGCGCCAUGGCCAAUUUCGGGCGAGUCGUCUUGCUACGCAUUGUAGGUGAGAGAGUCGUGGCUCGACUCCGGUCUCAGCUCUACAGACGGACCUACGUCCAGGAUGCCGAGUUCUUUGACGCCAACAGGGUCGGCGACCUCAUUUCACGGCUCAGCUCCGACACGGUCAUUGUCGGCAAAUCCGUGACGCAGAACCUGAGUGACGGACUCCGAGCCCUCUUCAGUGGCGGUGCAGGCUUUGCCAUUAUGAUUUGGACCAGCCCCCAGCUUACCGGGCUGCUGCUCCUCAUGUUUCCUCCGGUCGCAAUCGGCGCCUUUUUCUACGGCCGAGCCAUCCGGAACAUCAGCAGGGCGAUCCAGAAGAACCUUGGAACGCUGACAAAAAUUGCCGAGGAGCGGCUGGGCAACAUCAAGACCAGCCAGGCAUUCGUCGGGGAAGUCCAAGAAAUCGGGCGCUACAACAAGCAGAUUCGCGAGAUCUUUGCGCUGGGCAAGAAGGAGUCGCUGACUGCGGCUACCUUUUUUGCUUCGACCGGAUGGGCAGGAAACAUGACCAUCUUGGCCAUGCUCGUCGUUGGCGGCAGCUUCGUGCGAUCCGGAUCCAUGUCACUAGGAGAGCUCACGUCGUUCAUGAUGUAUACGGCCUUUGCUGGCUCCAGCCUGUUUGGCCUCUCAGGAUUCUACUCGGAGCUCAUGAAGGGGGUCGGGGCAGCUAGUCGAUUGUUCGAGCUGCAAGAUCGCAGACCAGGCAUCCAUCAGACGGUGGGAGUCCCGGUCAAGUCGGCUCAGGGGCCCAUCCGGUUCCAAGGUGUUAGCUUUGCCUAUCCGACUCGGCCAGCGGUCAAGAUCUUCAAUGGGCUGAGUUUCGAGAUCCCGUCGGGGAGUAACGUCUGCGUCGUGGGGCCGUCCGGUGGUGGCAAGUCUACCGUGGCUUCGCUGCUGCUCCGGUUCUACAACCCAAUGGCAGGCUCCAUUACGAUAAACGGUGUCGACGUUUCGAAGAUGAAUGCCAAGUCGCUCAGGAGACGCAUCGGAAUGGUGUCGCAGGAGCCCGUGCUUUUCUCGGGGACCAUUGCCGACAACAUUGCUUACGGAAAACCAAUGGCAUCUCGAAUGGAGAUUAUCUCGGCGGCGCGGCGAGCCAACUGCAACUUCAUCAGCGACCUCCCAGACGGCCUCGAGACGCAGGUUGGAGCUAGAGGAUCCCAGCUGUCGGGCGGUCAGAAGCAGCGCAUCGCCAUUGCGCGGGCGCUGCUCAAGGACCCCGACAUUCUGAUCCUCGACGAAGCCACGUCGGCGUUGGACGCCGAGUCGGAGACGCUGGUCAACGAAGCCCUGGCGGGACUGCUGCGUGGCCACAACACGACGAUAUCGAUUGCACAUCGUCUGUCGACAAUCAAGCGAUCGGACCAAAUCAUUGUGCUCAACACCGAGGGCAGAGUGGCGGAAAUCGGCAGCUACGCGAAGCUCGCGGCAGACACGGAGAGUGCCUUUAGCAGGCUGAUGGAGUGGCAGAUGAGCGGCGGGGAUGUCCCGGAGAAGCGGAGCUCCGAGUCUGGGGCAAACAUCACGGAGGCUGAGGAGUUGGAGCAAGACCUUGCGCGAGAAGAGCUGGCACUUGAUGAGGGGCAGGAGACGGACGAGACGCCAUCGCGGUCUGUGGAUGGCGCAAAGGCACCCUGA